UGGGUUACUCUGGCAAAGACCUCCUGAUAUAGAACGACCUAUAUGCCUCCAUAACUCCCUUUCAUGGCAUGGACAGUUACAUCAUAGAAUGAUGUGGUAGAUUAACCUAAAUAACGUUUCUGACAGGAAGGACGAGUCUAGUAUUAAGUCGUAGAAUUUAGAGCGGCUGUGAAAGACUAAUGGAUUCAAUAGGUCCACAUUGUGUGGCUAUUUGGUAAAUUCUGACCCCUGCUGCAGGCUCGAUGAAAAUACAACAACAAAAGACUAACGCCUCGAUCACACUAACAGUAUUGUUGCAUUGUGGUACACCAGAAGCUGCCUUUGCCUUGCAGCAUUGUGUUGCAGAGGCCGUUGCAGUGUGGUUCAUACGUCGGAUUUAUCAAACGUAUGCAUCAAACUGCAUGUCUACAUUGCUUGACAGAAAUGGUUGCACACAAAUUCAGAUGAUGCUGCGUACCAUUUGCGCAAUAGUACUGUCGGUGUGAUCAAUGCCUAAAACUUGGUAGUUCGUGGAGUGUAUGGAGGGUGGCGCUACUUCUCAAAUUCACCACCCGUUUGCACGGAAAUCUGCGCUUGAAACUCUUCUCUGUGGCGCAUUGCUGGAUGUCUUUCAGCAUCUUCAGAACACAGUAGCUAGCCUGUUAGCUAGAGCUUCAAAAGAUAUGAGCCGCAAAAGAGACCACACUUUUACCGAAACAAGCCUUUCUCCCGACCCCCAAAACGCAUUCAUGGACACUCCGGUGUCUGCAGCGCGACCCGAUGAAGAUGUAUUGGAAUUCGAGCCUGACGAGGAGCUACUCUGCUCGGUGAGCGACAUCACCGAACACCUUGGGAGAAACAUAACAGUGGUGCUCGAGACUGCGUUGUCCGAAAUCAGGAAAAUGGUCAGCGUCAGGAUACGGGUUCUGAAAAUGGAGCUUCGGGAGAAAACGGACGAAAUCGAAGUCUUAAAAACGAGACUAGAGGUGCAAAUAGACGGUAGGGACCCGUAUCCUGGAGGAAUGACCACCGAGGUUGCAUCUGUAUUCAGGAAAGCAGACUUCCAUUCAGGAAGCAAACACAACAACAACGACCACAAGAAAGCCAAACCAGCCAUGCCUGGUGUGAAGAAAGAAAACAUCAAUGCCAUUUGCGACUAUCUGAUGAAAGAUAAGAAUUCACGGGGUGCUGAAACGGACAGCGACCCGAGCAAUCCUUCUUCUGGUAGCGACAGGGACAGCCGCCACGAUCCCCAGCCGCACUCCCUCAACCAUCUGUGGCCGGACAGUGGCAUUCCUGACGCGGGGCAUGGGGACGGGGAAUCGGACUCGGCCACGGAUGACAUAUUUGACAUGUCGCUACCAUCAGGAAGCAAGCGGAUCCACGACUAUGAGUGGAUGACUGGGGUGGAGUACACAUCGGAUUUGAAAGGUACGAGGGAGCCUAAAUCGGAGAGUGCCAAAACACCAGAUGAGGAAGAUGAUGAAGAGGGUGACGAGUCAAAAGAAGAAAGGAAUGAUGGAUUGGAGCAUCCCCCAGCCCCUCUCUCCCAUGACACAAACAGCCCUGACUUUCCCCUGCACCCCCAGGGCUCUCCAGGAGGGGAGGGGGACAGUUCUUUUGAGGCCCAUGUGGAUCGACUAGAACCGGGUCAGCAGUUUACCUCCCACACAUACCUCUGCCCACUGUGUGGAACCUUCUGCCCCGACUCCUUGUUCCUAGAGGAGCACCUCAAACUGAUACACGGCGACACCACCGGCACCCACAGCGCCCUGCAGUCCACCUCCAUUGCUCCCCUCUCUCUGGGAGAGGGUAGCAGUGAUUCCAAGCGGGGUUUGGCGGGGCUUGAAGGAGGGAGCAUUCCGUCUGGAGCUAGGGGGAUGGGCCUAGCAAGAGGAGGAGGUGUCGGGGGAGGAGUAGGGACGAGGGAGAAGAAAGUGGAAGGGGGUUACGAGUGUGGAGAUUGCGGCCGCCAUUUCAACUACCUGGGCAACCUGCGGCAGCACCAGCGCAUUCACACGGGGGAGAAGCCCUUCAUAUGCCCAGAGUGUGGGGAGAAGUUCCGGCACGCUGCCCGAUUGAAGAGUCACCGGCUGGGGCACAACGGAGGCCAGAGCCCCUUCCCCUGCCCCCAGUGUGGGAAGGGCUUCCCGGUGCUCUCCGGCUUAAAGAGACACCAGCGGGUACAUACGGGGGAGAGUCCCUACGCGUGCCAGCAGUGUGGGCGGCGCUUCAAGGAGCUGGGUAACCUGUACACCCACCAGAGGAUUCACAGUGGUGCCACACCCUACUGCUGCCAGCAGUGUGGGAGGAGCUUCCGCCACCUGGGCACCUACAAGAGCCACCGCUGCACCCCCACACAGUGACAGUGACAUUCUACUCCGUUACCUUAAAGCUAGACUGGCUAACUGCUAAAUCUAGCCUAGCCAUCACAGGAGCCUAUUGAUAUGCUGUUAACUGAGGCAGGAACAUUGUCUGAGUCUAAAGACAAGCCUCAUAUGGACUUAAAAGGGAGGGAGACUGUGCAAUGGUGAAGAAGAGGUCAAAGGGCAUCCUGAUGAAAGCCAUGGCCUCGUUCAAAUAGUACCAAACACAUAAUUCCCUCUUCGGCUCCCUUCCUUGAAGUAAUCACUCAUCUAAUAAUAAUACUUUUCAUUUAUAUAGCGCUUUUCAUUAAACAAGUAUCUCCAAAACAUAAACAGAUGUAGGGAUCUGGCAGUUCCUGUUUGAUGGUCUUCCACAGCUUCACAUGUCUAGGCAGUUCAGAAAGGCAACCGGUAGCAGUAGCUUAACUGGCAGGAGUGUCGAUGAUACAGACAGGCAUAGAGAAACAUCAGUCAGAUACCAGUAGACAGGCCCGGAGCUCUUUAUCAGAGAGGGAGAAAUGUCAGUCCGAUACUGGUGGACAGGCCCGGAGCUCUUCAUCAGAGAGGGUGAAACGUCAGUCAGAUACUGGCAGACAGGCCCAGAGCUCUUCAUCAGAGAGGGUGAAACGUCAGUCAGAUACUGGUAGACAGGCCCGGAGCUCUUCAUCAGAGAGGGUGAAACGUCAGUCAGAUACUGGUGGACAGGCCCGGAGCUCUUCAUCAGAGAGGGUGAAACGUCAGUCAGAUACUGGUAGACAGGCCCAGAGCUCUUCAUCAGAGAGGGUGAAACGUCAGUCAGAUACUGGUAGACAGGCCCGGAGCUCUUCAUCAGAGAGUCCGGGAGAAACGUCAGUCAGAUACUGGUAGACAGGCCCAGAGCUCUUCAUCAGAGAGUCAGGGAGAAACGUCAGUCAGAUACUGGUAGACAGGCCCAGAGCUCUUCAUCGAUCACUCAAAUGUAUUUAUAAAGCCCCUUUUUACAUCAGCAGAUGUCACAAAGUGCUUAUACAGAAACCCAGCCUAAAACCCCUAACAGCAAGCAAUGCAGAUUUAGAAGGACGUGGCUAGGAAACACUCCCUAGAAAGGCAGGAACCUAGAGAGGAACCAGGCUCUUCUGGCUGUGCCGGUUGGAGAUUAUAUGAGAAUAUAUGUACAUGGCCAUUAAGACCAGAUCGUUCUUCAAGAUGUUCAGUCGUUCAUAGAUGACCAGCAGGGUCAAAUAAUAAUCACAGUGGUUAUAGAGGGUGCAACAGGUCAGCACCUCGGGAGUAAAUGCCAGUUGGCUUUUCAUAGCCGAGCAUUAAGAGGCCGAGACAGCAGGUGUGCGAGAGGGAGUCAAAACAGCAGGUCCGGGACGAGGUGAAUUCGUCGAUUCGUCAACAGUUGAAACUGGAUCAGCAGCACGACUAGGUGGACUAGGGACGGGAACAGGCAGAGACGUCGUCAGCCCAGGUAGUCCUGAGGCAUGGUGCUAGGGAUCCGGUCCUCUGUGAUGGGGGAAAGAGCAAGAGGCAUGUCUUCUCCUCUGUAAGUAGCUAGGCUGGAUCAUCCACUGUCAAAGAGUAACACCCACCUGGGUGAUGCUUCGGUGGCUAUAAAAGCACCAGAAAAGACCAACGCACCUCAACAAUAGUCUGGAACAGAGGUGAGUUUCUGCCAUUCCCUCACACCGCAGUCCACAUUCAUAUUUACAGAGCUCUCUGCUUAGGCGACCUCACGGCACCAUGGCAACCACGGAACUCUGACAUGUCAGAUCUGUGAUUACUUCGAGGAAGGAAGGAUGCAUUUUUAGUAGUAUAGCCUUUUGGGAAGAGGACGCACACUAACAGAACAGUGUGACUGCUGCCACCAUGUGGACUUUCUAUGUUACUGCACAAAUGAAGCUUCAUGGUGGCUCUGUCAAGGGCUGACUACGUUUUAACCUCACUUACCUACCAAUGACUUCUGUUCAGAGCAGAUGAGUUGGCAUUUCAUCAUUUGUAAUAACAAUGCUGUAACCUGUAUUACUGACAUUAUAUUCUUUACAUGUUGUUGGUAUGUCCACGUUGUUGGUAUGUCCACCUGCAUGAUGAUGAUGACAUCUCAUUCGUUUUUGUGAUUUGAUAUCAGUAAUCUACCCCUUUUAAAUUCACCCCUCGGUUAACAGGCUAGUUAUCUACAGAGGUUCAGGAAAACGUUCAUUUCAAGGGCAAAUAUAUACCAGUAAAUAAUGACCCCGCUUUUCUCUAUUCACUCUAGUUGUUUAGCUAAAAGCAGUCAGGUGUUUAGAGAGUAGGGACAUGGAGUUUUCUGCAUUAUGAUGCAUUUACAAGACACUACCACAGUCAUGUUAGCCCACCAUUAUCAUAACAUGGGGAAUAUUUCAAUAAUGCUAUGCAAAGAACAAUAUUAAACAUUCUAAAAGUUGU
Molecule: messenger RNA, 4754 nt
Organism: Oncorhynchus kisutch (coho salmon)
Lineage: Eukaryota; Metazoa; Chordata; Actinopteri; Salmoniformes; Salmonidae
Gene: znf16l
Product: zinc finger protein 16 like
Exons: 3
Coding region: 519-2345 (608 amino acids)
Biological process (GO): regulation of gene expression
Cellular component (GO): nucleus
Source: RefSeq, a predicted model, not a curated record